Molecule: messenger RNA, 822 nt
Organism: Torulaspora delbrueckii
Lineage: Eukaryota; Fungi; Ascomycota; Saccharomycetes; Saccharomycetales; Saccharomycetaceae
Gene: ISC10
Product: Isc10p
Exons: 1
Coding region: 1-822 (273 amino acids)
Source: RefSeq, a predicted model, not a curated record
AUGCAUCAUUCCGCUGCAUUUGAAUGGCAACAGAAUCUCGCAUCUCCAGCUAAAAAUGGCAAAGGUGCUAGGCCAGCUUCCCAGAGCCAGGUAGAGUUCAUUAAGCUGAGGAACCCGAAUCUUGCCUCCAAGGGACAAAAUAAACUAUGGGCUAAAAAACUGAACGGCCACGCGACCCCUGUUGUUCAGCCACUGAAAAGACCAGAGCCAGUUUUAACACAUACCAGACGUUCCCGUCGCUUGCAAUUGAGCAAUCAUAGUAUAAGAGGGCUAGGUGAGAUAAAUAACGAUUUUAUUCCUCCAUCACCUUCGCUACAGCGUACUUUAGCUCUAGCCCCGGCAGAUCCUAUGGAUGGGCCCAAGGUCUUGAGGUUGGCCGAUGGAGUAGAGGUAUUCAUGUCCGAUACGUCAGAUUCUGGCACGGAAAACUUUGACUGUCAGCCAUUCUUCCAUGCUCAUGAUUAUGAAAGUCGCUUGGAGAAGGAUGACUAUGAGUCAAUCAUUAAUAAGAUGAUUCAAGGUGAAAUGAACAAUAAACAUCCUCUAUAUCAAAGAGAAUUGGAGUUUCAACAGCUGCAAAAAAUGGUGGGUAAAAGCGAUUAUGUUAUGUACUACAUCUUUGGGAUUGAUAAGAUGGGAUUUUUCAAACUGAGAAGCGAACGAAAUGCAUUUCUGGAGAAUGUAUGUGAUACUUAUACGCAUCCGUUGAGAUAUGGCGAAAGCAAAAGUUCAAGCUCGAGCGAUCGAACAGAUGGUGAAGAUAAUGACUCUCAAGUAGAUGAAGAGCUAAACGCUAACCAUUCAUCUCAUUCUUUAGUGUGA